UCCUUCAUUUUGGCAGUUACCUGUAGAUGAGGCCUAUACAGGAAUCAAACUCAUAAUAGGGAUAUUGCUGCAAACAACUGGUGUACCUGGCAGUGGUGUGUACCAUGACCUAUUGGAGAACACAUACACACAAGCACACAAACACACACGGGGGUGUGAAAGCACACACACACACACACACACACACACACACAGGCACACACACAGGCACACAAACACACACUUCACUGUUGGAAGCUGUGUGAAAAUCAGGCUCAUGAUUGAUUCAACCAAAAUCUUUAAAUAUGAAAGAUUAUCAUUUUUCUUUCCGCCUCUCCCUCCCACUUAUCCUCCACUCUUCUUCAUUUCACUUCUUUCUUUUCUUUUUCUCUCUCUCUUUUUGUAACUGUCUUUGAAGUGAGGAAGUUUGCAGAAACUCUUGCAGACAGAAAGCAGCAAACGCCAAAGAUGAAGAGAAGGCUGUAUGGAUAGAAAAAGAGAGGGUGGGGAGAAAGGAGAGCGACGCGUUUACACUUCUGCACCGUUUCCUCUCUCUUCAGUCUUUCUGUCGUUUUUGCAUGCGUUGUCUCUCUUCUCUUCUUCUCUCCCCAGUUUUUCUCAACCUGUUCAUCUCCAGAAUGGAUGGAAGGCUAGUACUUACCAUCCUGGCCCUGUGUGUAAUGAAUGUCGUAACCAUUGAAAUGAGCACAUUUCCCCCCCAACCUCUCACAUCAUCCAACUCCACUCCUGCUACCUCCGGUCCCAUCACUCCCAUCACUUCCUGUGAGUGUAAUAUCUCCACUUCCUGUUCCUCUCCGACCAAGCCCAAGUCUCUGCCACCUGCGCUGGGUGUUGUCAAGGUCAACUGGAAAGGAAAGUCCUGUAAGGGGGACAUACACCUGUCUCUCCUCUUGCACCAUUCCUUACCACUCUGUUUUAACAGUUUGGCUAAUCAUAGCCUUCAACUGGCAGAGUUGUGUGAGAGGAAGGGCUGCGAGGGCUCCCCAAAGUGGACUGAGACCCCUGCUAGGUCUGAGGGUUACCAGAUCGAUAGGGAUGGAAGGGUUACCAAUAACUCCUGUAAAACACUGAGGAUCCAAUGCGUAGACGUCCCAGAUCAGUUAGUGGGCUAUAAGGUGGUGACUGGACUGCUGUGUGUUCUGGUGCUGGUGGUGCUGAUGGUGCGUUUCGGGCAGCCCUCCCUCAAGGCCUUCCGUAAGAGACUGUCAGACAAGAGACAGAGUCGGUGGAUCGGACCUACGCAGAGCCAAAGUGUCUCCUACCAUAGAGGGAAGGCUGGACUCCAACUUAACGACAACACAGACAAGAGACACUCCUACCCUGGAUUGGAGAGGCUGACGGUGAACACCAGCCGAGAGCCGUCGUCUAACAGAAACAGUGAUUAUGACUCUUAUAACUUGUGAUCAUCAUCAUCAGUCAUAUUCUUCAUCCUCCAAGACAAUAUACUGUACAUGUAUUUUUAAUAUUUUAUUAUAUUUUUUUAUGCUAAAUGUAAUAUUUUUUUACGCACAUAAUCUCAUUUUUUGUUGUUUCUGUAUGUAAUUCAAUCAUUCACUUCUUUAAUUGAAUAAAAAGUCAAGUUUGUUGUUGAAUAAAA
Salmo salar (Atlantic salmon) is the source of this 1597-nucleotide messenger RNA. RefSeq names its product T-cell surface glycoprotein CD5. The record is from RefSeq and is a predicted model, not a curated record. Lineage: Eukaryota; Metazoa; Chordata; Actinopteri; Salmoniformes; Salmonidae.